GCAAUACAUUGUGAUUAGCAAAAUCAAUUUAGCAAUUGCAGCCUCCUUGAUAACUCAUAUUUCAGUUUGGUGAUGGCUGCCUAUAGUGCAGCGAUUUCUCUCAAGAAUACGAUUCAGUGCAUUGUGCAGUCGUCUCGCAUUUUGCUAGUUUCUCCCUCUCCACAAAUCUUACAACCCGCCUACGAUGCCAUGGUUCGCUUGCAGAAAGUUCUGCUAAAAUUGGACGACACCGGCUACAGCAAGAUUAGGACGAAGGUGAAUGAUUUGGACGAGCGAAUGAAAGAGGUCGUAUGGGAAUUCGAGGAUUUACUAGAAACUCAUGUGUAUCAACAGAUUCUUCCACAACUCGAAAGCUCAGUAGGUGGUGAGAGACAUCACUUAUCUUUCUCUGUUGAUCUGCAGAGUCUAAAACACUAUGUUGAUUACUUACUCAAGAGGGUGACCGUGAUGGAGGAGGAGUACGAUGUUGAUCUCUCGAAUAUGCCAGAAGAAGAAGGUGUGCCUAUUUCCUCAAGAAUUGAUUUUGGUAGAAUCAGCUCAGAGAUGAUUGGACACACUGUUCAAUUUGAAGAAGCCAGGGAUCUUCUUCUUGCUGAAAAUGGAGGGUGGUUAUCAAUUGUUGGGAUGGCAGGGGUUGGAAAGACCACUUUUGCAAAGAAAGUAUUUGACUCUCCGGCGAUUAAGAGACAUUUCGGGCUUCGAGCAUGGGUGAGAGUGGGCAGAAAGUGUGAAUACAAUGAAAUAUUACGAUGCAUUCUAGCUCAAGUGGAUCCUACCUCUUACAACAAGAUGGUUACCCAAGGAGACGAUGAUGACAACGAGAAAUUACUUGGACUUUUGGGGAAAAGAUUGAAGGAUAAGAAAUGUCUCAUCGUGAUGGAUGAUGUAUGGGAAUGGGACACACGAGUAUUGGAUAAGUAUAUAGAUGAUAGUAAUGUCCGAGUCUUGCUUACAAGUAGACAAAGACUUGAAGAAUUGGAGGAUCCUACUUCGAAGGGUAUAUUAUGCUUGUUGGAUGACGAAGAAAGUAAGAAAUUACUGGGUGCAAAAGUAUUCGGUGAAAAGGGUUUCCCCCUUCACCUUGAAGAAUUGGGAAAGAAGAUUGCAGAGAAAUGUGAAGGCCUUCCGCUUAUGAUAGUCACGGUUGCAGAGCUCCUAUCAAAAGCCAACAAGAGUAUGACUGAAGUGUUCCUAAACCGAGAAGAGCUUAACAAGAGUAUCCAAGAAUUAUGGACUGAGGUAGCCAAAAAACAACAUAAUUCAGUCUUUGUGGAUGCAUAUAAUCAAAUAUCAGAGGUACUUUUUCCAAGCUAUAACUACUUACCUCAGUAUCUAAAAAUGUUUUUUCUCUAUUUGGGAUCUUUUCCUCCAUAUAGUGAUAUUGAAACAGACUCUCUGUGGAACCGGUUUAUUGCCGAGGGGUUUCUUGAACCGAUUGGAAAAGAAACUUUGAAUGAUUUUAUUUCUGACUGUUGGGAGAAGCUUGAUCACCAGUAUCAUCUUGUUCUAACCGAAAUAAACCCAAAAUCAUGGUUUUCAAAAAACGAGUUUCGCGUGCAUUCUUGCUGGCAGCACAUGUGUAGGAAAGAAGGUAGUAGGAUCAAGUUUCUGCAUGUUUUACAAAGUUGUGGCGAUGAUGAUAUAAAAGACCAACGCCGAUUGUGUGCCCAUAGUAACAUGUUAUUUGCCUUCAAACAAGUGUAUGGUUCAAUAAAAAGUGAUUGUGCAUCCACUACCCGUUCUCUCCUUUGUUUUGGUCCUUACCACCGAUAUCCAAUGCCAAUAGAGGACAUGGAUUUCAAAUUGCUCAAGGUACUAGAUGCUUGUAAGGUCCGAUUUUACCACAUCCCACUUGAAAUUCUGAAACUUGUUUGUUUAAAGUACCUUGCCCUAUCUUACAACAAAGAGCUCCCUAUUUCCAUAUCCAACCUUUUUCACCUUCAAUGCUUGAUCGUCCAGCCACAUGUGUACAUUAAACAUCGUGGAGUUGUGUCAUAUAUGCCAAUGGAAAUAUGGGACAUGCAAGAGUUGCAACGAAUUACUGUUUUGGGAAGAGACCUACCAACCCCUAAUUUUGAUGCCACUUUGGAAAAUCUCUCCACUAUUUCUGGUGUGAGUCCGAAGAGUUGCACCCGAGAAAUUCUCAAAAGAAUCUCUAAAUUAAAGAAAUUAGAGAUUAUAAUGAACUUGAAGCCAUAUGAUGACGAUGGUGAUGAUAAUGCAUUGAGUGGCUUGGGUUAUAUAUCGGAAGAACUCCAGAAGUUGAACGUACUUUCGUAUAUUGUCAUGAACCCUGAGAUGAAGUAUAAGUCUACGGUCCCUCUUUCAAUGUUCCCGUCAAGUUUGACAAUACUGAAGUUGAAUGGCUUGGGGUGCCCAUGGAAGCACAUGAAUGACAUUGGUUCAAGGUUACCAAGUCUUAAGAGCCUCGAGUUAUUUCAUUAUGCUUUUCAAGGCCCAAAGUGGGAUAUCGAAUUUGGAUGUUUUUUGAACCUUAAGAAACUUGUAAUUGAAGAUACUGAUUUGGUGCGAUGGAGAGUCCAACAUGGAAGCCUCCCAAGGCUUCACCUCCUUAGCAUACGACAUUGCUACAAGUUACGAAAACUCGAUUGGAAACGUGAUCCCUCGACUGUCACGACUCCCGUAAUUGAAUUAGUUGAUUGCAAUCUCUCAGCCGUCACUUCGGCCAUGAAACCUGGCUUUAAAGUUCACUGCGCCUUUUCUUGGUUAGCAUGACUGCCUUCCAACUUCAUAUAAGUUGCACAAACCAUGCAAUUGAGGUAGCAGAAGCAGGCAAAUGAGAGAGCAGAAGGGGUCAUAUGCCGCGUUAUCCCAUUGUUUUCAUUGAAUUACUAUGUUGUUUCCUGAAUCUAAGGAUAGCAAAUUGUUGGAUUUUGUUGAGG
Messenger RNA from Salvia splendens (bonfire salvia), 2903 nucleotides. RefSeq names its product putative late blight resistance protein homolog R1A-10. The transcript has 2 exons. The coding region runs from base 73 to 2736 and encodes 887 amino acids. The record is from RefSeq and is a predicted model, not a curated record. Gene Ontology annotation, molecular function: ADP binding. Gene Ontology annotation, biological process: defense response to other organism. NCBI's taxonomy places the organism in Eukaryota, Viridiplantae, Streptophyta, Magnoliopsida, Lamiales, Lamiaceae.